Messenger RNA from Amphibalanus amphitrite, 1605 nucleotides. RefSeq lists its product as uncharacterized. Gene Ontology annotation, molecular function: nucleic acid binding. The coding region runs from base 62 to 1093 and encodes 343 amino acids. Lineage: Eukaryota; Metazoa; Arthropoda; Thecostraca; Balanomorpha; Balanidae. The transcript has a single exon. The record is from RefSeq and is a predicted model, not a curated record.
GAGAACAACUAUAUACCACCCAUGCUGUAACGGACAAGCGGAGCGACUAAAUCGGACACUGAUGGAACUACUCACCCACUACGUGGCAGAAAACAGGCGCGACUGGGACCUGUGGCUACCUGUGGUAGCAUCGGCGUACAACUCGGGAUGUCACAGCGCGACGGGAUUCUCACCAGGGGAGCUGGUGUACGGGAGACCAAUGCGAACUGUUCUGGAAGACGAAUUCGACGUGGAGAACAUCAAGAACCAAUCUCAUCGUCAGUUUCUGGGAGAGCUGAAGAAGCGCCUGAAACACACGCAUCAGAAAGCACUGGAACUGAUCAGACAGAAGCAGAGUCUUCGCACCGACACGAGACCAGCAACGUUUCAGCCAGGAGAUGCCGUGUGGUGUCGCAAUUUCACAGCCGGAAAAGGAGUGCAUGGGAAACUGAGACCGAAGUUUGAAGGACCCUACACAGUGGUGGAGGCACGACCACCAGACUACGUGAUAAGGAAAGGUCGGAAACGCAGACUGAUACACGGUUGUCACCUGAAGAAGGGGGACAGUACAGCAGGCGAGCGAGAAAUGACAGUGCUGGAGAUCGAGGAGAGACACGGCACUGGAAGGGACGACUAUGCUGAAGCAAACGGACCAGAGGUCGUCAGCGGAGAGACUGAGCUGGCGGCAACGACAGUGACUGGUGGAAGAGAAGAAGGUGUGGCUGAAGAUGUUCAGUUGGAUGGACUGAAUAUCGAUGAUCAGAUACCGAAGAGCGCGGUACAGCCGUCACGAGAAACGGAUGACGCAGGGCUCAAUCCGACGGAGCUGUUGGAACCAGUGGCGAGAGCAGCGCAAGACACGACGGUCGACGGGAAGACGUCAGCGCCAGACGAAACGCCGGACGAGGGAGCCGCUGACAAUGUGAAGACCGUCGAGACCAGUUCGACACAGGACGAUUCGCUGGAGCCAGAUGAUCUCGCGAGGACGAGAGAUGACCUGAACGAGACGGACAUCAGCAUGAUGACCUCAGCUGAUGAGACGGUUCCGGAGGCUGCCGGGACAACGCGAACGAGGUAUGGUCGUGAGGUGAGGAAACCAUCGCGCUACCUCUAGCAAGAACCGUUAAUGAGCUUAGUACUUGGUUUUGAGUUAGGUAUGUUUUAGUGUAAGUUGUGACUGAGGAUGCUCGUGUUCCUGUGACGCGGUAUUGUGGAAUCGCUAGUUGUGCGGUACAGCUUCAAUUAUUUGAUGUUCGCCCUAUGUUUCUAGUUUAAGGGGAGGGGGAUGUUAGGCACGGGCCUUGAAAUGUAAACAAAAGGGUAACCAAUGAGGAGGCGUGAGACAGCCGAAACGGUUAUUAGCGCAAUGAUGAUUGGUGCGGCAGUUAAACCAAUGAGCGAGUGCGAUGCAUCUGAGGCGGCUGUGAGGAAGGCGGUCAUUGGCGGUUGCGUACGGCUGGCCAUAAUGCGUGAACGCAGAAAAUUGGCGCCAGAUUGUUGAGAGCCGCGUGUUGAGGCGGGUUGCGCGAGGGUGGGCUCGCGGGGUAUACCGACAGGUGUUGAGAGAAAUAGAGUUAAGAAGAGAAAAAGGUUUGUUUACGCUCGGCCAAGGAGGAAUGAAGGUUA